Messenger RNA from Entamoeba invadens IP1, 1689 nucleotides. RefSeq lists its product as hypothetical. The transcript has a single exon. Bases 1 to 1689 code for a protein of 562 amino acids. Lineage: Eukaryota; Evosea; Mastigamoebida; Endamoebidae. The record is from RefSeq and is a predicted model, not a curated record.
AUGAAAAAAAACAAAUACAAAAUGCAACAACUUGAUGGAUAUCAUAUCAUGAUAGUUUCAAAGUACUUUUCUACAAUUCUUGAUUUCAUCAAAUUGCAGUUUGUGUGUAAAAAGUUUAACAAUAAUAUGGAGAAGUUCCACUACAAUCCAAUAACAGUGACAGACAAAACCAUUCGCUAUUUUCCCCAUCUUGAAACUUUGCACCUUUAUGAAAGAUGCAGCAAAAAAUAUAAUGAAGAUUAUUUUUUGACAAAAAAACAAGACAAGCCACCUCUUACUGAAAUAAAACAGUCUUUUUAUAAAACAGUCGUCUGGUUUCGAGUACAUUAUGAAGACACGCUCGAUCCAGCAUAUGCAACUUAUGAAUUUAAAAAUGUGAGUUGUACAUCCCAAACAAUUCAUACAUGUAACGGAGAAAUUCCUCCCAUCGUGAAUUCCUUAAAAAAGGAAUGUUUUAUUAACAACACCAAAACUGGGGUUUUUAGAAUUCCAAACCACAUAACUUCUCUUGGGAAAUCAUGUUUUUACAGCAGCAGAGCUUCUUCUUUUUCACUUCCAACAACACUCAAAAAGAUUAAAAAAAAUUGUUUCUCAAUGUGUGAUUUAACUUCAAUAUCAAUUCCUGAUAGUGUCAUUUCUAUAGGAAAUUCGUGUUUUUGUAUGUGUUCAAAUCUUGUUAACGUCACACUACCCGAGUGUUUAAAUCAAAUUGGCAAUGAUUUAUUUAAUUAUUGCACUUCAUUGAAAACAGUAGAUAUUCCACCAACAGUGUCUGUGUUACGUGAAAAUUGUUUUGAACACUGUUCCUCACUUUCAUCUAUUAAUAUACCAAAUGGAGUAUUAUCCAUAGAAGAAUAUUGUUUUAGUAAGUGCACUUCAUUGAGUCAAAUUUCACUUCCAAAUACAGUGACUUACAUUGGCAAUGGCUGUUUAAAUGAUUGUUCUUCGUUGACUUCAGUAGAACUUCCCCUAUUUAUCACAUCACUUGAAUAUCAGGUAUUUAACAAUUGUGGUAAACUACCAUCCGUUAAUAUACCUGGAAAUGUAAAAGUAGUUAAAAACCAUUGCUUUGAUUGUUGUGGUAAAUUAAGUCAAAUCCAAUUUUGUCACUCUAUUACCGCGUUUGAAGAAAGUUGUUUUAAUGGCUGCAGUUCUUUAACGGAAUUGGAACUCCCCAAAACGGUUACUCGCAUUUCAAAUCACAUGUUUGAGCAUUGCUCAAAUAUCAAAAAGGUCAUAUUAAGUGAUAACAUUGUGGAAAUACCAAAGAUGUGUUUCAAUCAGUGUUCAAAACUCGAAGAGAUUCACAUCCCUACUAAAUGUGUUAGUAUCGGAGAGUCUUCAUUUUCAUUGUGUAAUUCGUUGCAAGAUGUCAGUAUUCCAGAUAGUGUCACUUCUAUUGGAAAUCAAUGUUUUUAUAAAUGUGCCGAACUCAAAUAUGUUACAUUGCCUUGCAAGCCGAUAAAACUUGGGGAAAACUGUUUUGAAUUGUGUAGUCGACUUGAUGUUGUCCAAAAUUUGAAUAGAAUUGGUUCUUUUGAUAAAAAUGCGUUUGUGGGGUGCAACUCUUUGGAUUUAAGUCAAUACACUAAGCAAAAUAAGACUGGAAAUGGGUGUUCUGAAAAACAGCAAAAAGAAAAGAAAGGUGGACAGACAUCAACCAAAGGAAAUAAAAAACACAAAAAGUAA